Molecule: messenger RNA, 5183 nt
Organism: Pangasianodon hypophthalmus (striped catfish)
Lineage: Eukaryota; Metazoa; Chordata; Actinopteri; Siluriformes; Pangasiidae
Exons: 16
Coding region: 136-4002 (1288 amino acids)
Molecular function (GO): zinc ion binding; protein binding; calcium ion binding
Source: RefSeq, a predicted model, not a curated record
UCUCUCUCUCUCUCUCUCUCCGCCCCUUUGUUUUUUUUCUCCAAUGAUGAAACAGGAACCACGCAUACAGAUUUCAGAGAAAACGAAACUGAUCUCUGUGUGCUGUUCGCUCUCUCAGUGUGUGAGUGCAGGAAAAUGGCUGAGGCCAGUAUUUCAGUAGAUCAGGACCAGUUCAGCUGUCCAGUGUGUCUGGAUCUCCUGAAGGAUCCGGUGACUCUCCCCUGUGGUCACAGUUUCUGUAAGGAGUGUAUUAAUGGCUGCUGGGAUCAGGAGGAUCAGAAGGGCGUCUACAGCUGUCCUCAGUGCAGACACACUUUCACUCCAAGGCCUGUUCUACACAGAAACAACAUGCUGACUGAAGUGGUGGAGAAACUGAAGAAGACUGAACUCCAAGCUGCUUCUCCUGCUCACUGUUACGCUGGACCUGGAGAUGUGGAGUGUGAUUUCUGCACCGGGAGAAAAAACAAAGCCGUCAAGUCCUGUCUGAUGUGUUUGACUUCAUUUUGUGAAACUCAUCUGAAACCUCAUCUGGAAAUUUCUGGUUUAAAGAAACACACAUUAAUUGAAGCCUCAGCAGAACUACAAGAGAAGAUCUGCUCUGAACAUAACAAGCUGAUUGAGAUCUACUGUCGUACUGAUCAAACCUGCAUCUGUUAUUUGUGUAUGAUGGAUAAUCACAAAGGACACGACACCGUCACAGCCACAGCAGAAAGAGCUGAGAAACAGAGUGAGUUAAAGGAGGAGCAGAUGAAAUCCCAGGAGAGAAUCCAGGAGAAGCAGAAGAAGGUGCAGGAGCUGAAACAGGCUGUGAACACUAUAAAGCUGAGUGCACAGACAGCAGUGGAGGACAGUGAGAGGAUCUUUACUGAGCUGAUCAGCUCCAUGGAGAAAAAGCGCUCGGAGGUGACGGAGCUGAUCAGAGCUCAGGAGAAGGCUGAACUGAGUCGAGCUGAACGACUCCUGGAGCAACUGGAGCAGGAGAUUGCUGAUCUUCAGAGGAGAGUCACUGAGCUGGAGCAGCUUUCACACACACUUGAUGACAUCCAUUUCCUCCAGGCUUUAGCUUCUGGACGUCAGUCUCCCACACACGAUAGACCAGAUUUUCACGCAUCCGGCAUCGCUUUCCAUCAACAUCUCUCAUUUGAUGGAGUGAGGAAUUCUCUUUCAGACCUGAAGAAGAGACUUGAGGAAUUCUGUGAGGAGGAAUUCAGUAAAAUCCCUCCACAAGUUGAGGACGUUCAGAUUUUACCCUCAGAGCCAAAAAGAAAAGGAGAUUUUCUGAAAUGUGAGUUUAAUAUUUGGGCCAUAACCCCAGAAGAGAGAGAAGAGCAUGAUAAACAGUUUGAUUUAUUUACUCACACACUGGGAUACGUGUCAGGAGUUCAAGUGCGCAAGUUUUUUCUGCAGUCUGGACUUCCUGUUUCAAUACUGGCUAAGAUCUGGGAGUUGGCUGACAUGGGGGAGGAUGGAAAGAUGGAUCGUUUGGAGUUCUCCAUUGCCAUGAAGCUGAUUAAGCUGCAGCUCCAGCGUCAUCCCCUCCCUACGUCUCUGCCAAUCAUCAUGAAGCAGACCCCGGUCCCUGUUAUGAAAUCUUCGGAAUGCUUCGGGUCCCAUAAACACAAUGCUGACAUCACAAAUAAAUUCAAUGCUGAACACGGGAACCCCAAAACAGGCAGAAAUUCCAUUUUUUUGGCCUCUGAUUUCCGUUAUCUGACUCUGGAUCCCAACACGGCACACCGUAACCUCAGACUGUCUGAGAAGAACAGAGCGGUGAGAUACAGUGAGAGAGAGCAGCAGUACUCUGAUCAUCCAGAGAGAUUUGACUCCUGGCCUCAGGUGUUGUGUAAGGAGAGUGUGUGUGGACGCUGUUACUGGGAGGUGGAGUGGAGCAGUAUGUUAGGUGUUGUGUCCAUAUCAGUCUCAUAUAAAGACAUCAGCAGGAAAGGAAAGGGUGAUGAGUGCAGGUUUGGACGUAACAAUCAGUCCUGGAGUCUGGAGUGUUCUUCUUCUUCUUCUUCUCUCUCUUUCUGGCACAACAACAUUAACACUAAGCUCAGAGGUCCAUCAUCCUCCAGAAUAGGAGUGUAUGUGGAUCACAGUGCAGGAACUCUGUCCUUCUACAGCGUCUCUGACACGAUGAAGCUCCUCCACAGAGUCCACACCACAUUCACUCAGCCUCUGUACGCUGGGAUUGGAGUUGGUUUAUUUUCAAAAGCAAGAUUGUGCGAUUCAGAAAAGCUGAAAGUUCAUUCAGUGAAAACUAAACUGGUUUCUGCAUACUUCUCGCUCUCUUUCUCAGUGUGUGAGUGCAGGAAAAUGGCUGAGGCCAGUAUUUCAGUAGAUCAGGACCAGUUCAAAUGUCCAGUGUGUCUGGAUCUCCUGAAGGAUCCAGUGACUAUCCCCUGUGGUCACAGUUUCUGUAAGGUGUGUAUUAAUGGCUGCUGGGAUCAGGAGGAUCAGAAGGGCGUCUACAGCUGUCCUCAGUGCAGAGACACUUUCACUCCAAGGCCUGUUCUACGCAGAAACAACAUGCUGACUGAAGUGAUGGAGAAACUGAAGAAGACUGAACUCCAAGCUGCUUCUCCUGCUCACUGUUACGCUGGACCUGGAGAUGUGGAGUGUGAUUUCUGCACCGAGAGAAAACGCAAAGCCGUCAAGUCCUGUCUGAUGUGUGUGGCUUCCUUUUGUGAAACUCAUCUGAAACCGCACUAUCUGUCUCCUGUUUUUCAGAAACACACAUUAACUGAAGCCUCAGCAAAACUACAAGAGAAGAUCUGCUCUCAACAUGACAAACUGAAGGAGAUCUACUGUCGUUCUGAUCAAACCUGCAUCUGUUAUUUGUGUAUGAUGGAUAACCACAAAGGACACGACACCGUCACAGCUGCAGCAGAACGAGCUGAGAAACUGAGUGAGCUAAAGGUGGAGCAGAUGAAAUCCCAGCAGAGAGUCUUGGAGAGGCAGAAGAAGGUGCAGGAGCUGAAACAGGCUGUGAACACUAUAAAGCUGAGUGCACAGACAGCAGUGGAGGACAGUGAGAGGAUCUUUACUGAGCUGAUCAGCUCCAUGGAGAAAAAGCGCUCGGAGGUGACGGAGCUGAUCAGAGCUCAGGAGAAGGCUGAACUGAGUCGAGCUGAACGACUCCUGGAGCAACUGGAGCAGGAGAUUGCUGAUCUUCAGAGGAGAGUCACUGAGCUGGAGGAGCUUUCACACACACACGAUCACAUCCAUUUCCUUCAGACUUUAGCAUCUGGACGUCAGUCUUCCCAACAUGACAGACCAAAUUUUCACACAUCUAACAUCACUGUCAAUCAACAUCUCUCAUUUGAUGGAGUGAGGAAUUCUCUCUCAGACCUGAAAAGUAGAGUCAUGGAAUUCUGCGAGAAGGAAUUCAACAAAAUCCCUCCACAAGCUGUAGCAGUUCAGCAGAUGAUUUCACCAUCAGAGCCAGAAAACAGAGAAGAUUUUCUGAAAUAUUUCUGUAAUCUGACUCUGGAUCCAAACACAGCUUAUCGUAACCUCAGACUGUCUGAGAAGAACAGAGUGGUGAGAUACAGUGAGAGAGAGCAGCAGUACUCUGAUCAUCCAGAGAGAUUUGAAUGCUUCGCUCAGGUGUUGUGUAAGGAGAGUGUGUGUGGACGCUGUUACUGGGAGGUGGAGUGGAGCGGUGAUGGAGGCGUGUUCAUAUCAGUCUCAUAUAAAGGAAUCGGCAGGAAAGGACGGGGUGAUGAGUCUCUGUUUGGACGCAACAAUCAGUCCUGGAGUCUGUUUUGUUCUUCUUCUUCUCUCUCUUUUUAUCACAACAACAUUAAGACUGAGCUCCGAGUUCCAUCAUCCUCCAGAAUAGGAGUGUAUGUGGAUCACAGUGCAGGAACUCUGUCCUUCUACAGCGUCUCUGAUACGAUGAGGCCCUUCCACAGAGUCCACACCACAUUCACUCAGCCUCUGUACGCUGGUUUCUGGGUUGGUAUUUCAUCAGUUGUGAGAUUGUGUGAUCCAAAAUAAUAACUUUAUGGUGUUUAAUGGUCAGGAACAGGUUGAUAAAAAUAUUUCUUCGCUGAUACUCAACUGUGGCGAAAUUUUAAUGUUAAAUCAUUAAAACACAACAUUAAAACAAAUAUGUUGUUUUUAUUGUUCUGGAGGCAGCAAAAUCUUAGCGCAAUCCCGCAGCAUGGCUGUCAGGCCUACACCCCUUUCUCUUAAUGUGGAAAUAAAGUCCAUCUCUACAACAAGCAAUUAUUACAUUUAUGAUGGCGAUGGCGAAGACACCAGCGCGCAUUCAACACCCGUCCCAUUCACAAGGCACGAGAUUUUCCCGUGAUAAAAUUACAUCGUGAGAAAACAGCUUUCUGUUAUAUCGAGAUCAUGAGAAAGCACCUUUUGUUAUGUGGAGCUCAAGAGAAAACAAAUUAAUGAGACUUAUAAGACUUAAGUCGUGAUCAUGAGAAACCAAGAAAGAAAAAAUAAUAAUGCACGGGUUCUUAGGACUUCUGUAAGCAUCGGGUUUUAUUGUUAAAGAUAAUGCAGUUCAUAGAUAUGAAUGAACUGAAUCUUGUAUUAUGUUUGUUACUUUUAUUUCAGUUCUGUUCUACACGAGUGUGAAUGUGUAUGAGGAGAAAAUCUGUAGCAGAAAUCCACAAACUUUUAUUGCUUACAUUUUCAUUUAUACUAUUACAAUGUGCUCUUUACAAAUCUUAAAGAUCAUAACACAAUAGUUUUGUCCUUUUCCCUGGAUAUCAAUUCAGUUAUUCAUGUUGCAGUGCAUGUUAACUAUCUGUGCAUUAACUAUAUUUAAAACGUCCAGUCGAAUCCAUUUCAAUAUAUAUGGAUAACAGCCAACCAUUUUUGCACAAGGACUGGAUAUUGCACAGAAAACAAUAAUUCAUGCUACAAUGCUUUUAAAUUAAGGGAAGAAUUUCCACUUUAAGUUAAAUAUGUUACCUUUAUAUAUUGGUAUAUUGUCCAUGUUACUAAAUUAAAUUUCUAAAUGUACAGAAUUCUAUUCAGUGAGUUUAAUAUAAACCUGCCGUUAUUUACCUCUUUACUAUUUGUUGAACUUAAAUAUUUUACUUAAGUAAAAAAAAAAAAAACAGAAUGUAGUGAAUGCAGUAAGAUUUUGUUACUGAAGAUUUAUUUUUUAAUAAACAUAACGUUAUGCAUGCAAUAUGACUUUAAGAGUUUUAUUA